Molecule: messenger RNA, 1842 nt
Organism: Myxocyprinus asiaticus (Chinese sucker)
Lineage: Eukaryota; Metazoa; Chordata; Actinopteri; Cypriniformes; Catostomidae
Product: single-stranded DNA-binding protein, mitochondrial
Exons: 7
Coding region: 134-574 (146 amino acids)
Biological process (GO): positive regulation of helicase activity; mitochondrial DNA replication
Cellular component (GO): mitochondrial nucleoid
Molecular function (GO): single-stranded DNA binding
Source: RefSeq, a predicted model, not a curated record
GUUUAUGUUGCUAGUGGGGAAUGUUUUUAAAGGCGGACCGGAAACAGCGUGGGGUUAUUGAAGAAUUAUAGAGGUCCGUUGAACUUAAGAAAGAUCUAUCACCAAACAUAGCAACAUCCACAAAGCAGAGGAAAUGUUGAGAAAUGCCUCUGCCCAGAUACUUAAACAGUUUGUCAGACACAGGACAACAGAUACAAGUCUGAUCCUGGAGAGAUCUAUAAACAGGGUGCAGUUGCUUGGACGGGUGGGACAAGACCCUGUUAUGAGACAGGUGGAGGGCAGAAACCCCGUCACCAUCUUCUCCAUGGCAACAAAUGAAAUGUGGAGGUCUGGGGAGGGAGAACCUACAAAUACAGGAGAUGUCAGCCAGAAAACAACAUGGCACAGAAUUUCAGUAUUCAAACCAGGCCUCAGAGAUGUGGCAUAUCAGUAUGUAAAGAAAGGGUCUCGAAUUCUUGUCGAAGGAAAAUUGGACUAUGGGGAGUACAUGGAUAAAAACAAUGUCCGCCGACAAGCAACCACUAUUAUCGCAGAUAAUAUUGUCUUCUUAAGUGAAAAUCUACGAGACCAGUAGUAAUGAAGCUUUCCCAGACUUUAGGAACCAAAAGAAGAUGGAAGAUAAUUUUUGUAUAGUGUUAUGCUGUUCACUGACUUGAAUCUCUUGAGUAACUUUGUGCCUGCCCCAGCAGUCAUACAUACACCGAUCAGCUACAACAUUAAAACCACCUGCCUAAUAUUGUGUAGAUCCCCCUUGUGCUGCCAAACAGCGGCAACCCGCAUAUCAGAAUAGCAUUCUGAGAUGAUAUUCUUCUCACCACAAUUGUACAGAGCGGUUAUCUGAGUUAUUGUAGACAAGUCUUUGAACCAGUCUGGCCAUUCUCUGUUGACCUCUCUCAUCAACAAGGCAUUUCUGUCCACAGAACCGCAGCUCACUAGAUGUUUUUUGUUUUGGCACCAUUCGGAGUAAAUUCUAGAGACUUUGUGUGUGAAAAUCCCAGGAGAUCAGCAGUUACAGAAAUACUCAAACCAGCCCAUCUGGCACCAACAGUCAUUCAUGAGAUUAUCUUAUCAGCCAAUCGUAUGGCAGCAGUGCAUAAAAUCAUGCAGAUACGUGUCAGGAGCUUCAGUUAAUGUUCACAUCAACCAUCAGAGUGGGGAAAAAAUGUGAUCGCAAUUAUAUGGACCGUGGCAUGAUUGUUGGUGCCAGAUGGGCUGGUUUGAGUAUUUCUGUAACUGCUGAUCUUCUGGGAUUUUCACACACAACAGUCUCUAGAAUUUACUCUGAAUGGUGCCAAAAACAAAAAACAUCCAGUGAGUGGCAGUUCUGUGGAUGGAAAUGCCUUGUUGAUGAGAGAGGUCAACAGAGACUGGUCAGACGGGUUCAAACUGACAAAGUCUACGGUAACUCAGAUAACCACUCUGUACAAUUGUGGUGAGAAGAAUAUCAUCUCAGAAUGCAGUUGGCGCUGUUUGGCGGCACAAGGGGGACCUACACAAUAUUAGGCAAGUGGUUUUAAAGUUUUGGCUGAGUGGUGAAGACAAAAGAAGGAAUGUUGUUGGUGGAUUGUGACAUUUCGUCUUGUUCCAGAAAGGGGGCGCCAGCAGAAUGCACUUUGACGUGUAAACACAUGCAUUCCAAACCCAUGAACAGGUUUUGACUCAUUUGUAAAAAUGCUACAUUUUCUCUGUUUUGAUGACUUUUAAAACAAAAGAUAUGUUGGAAACCAAACCAUGUUGGGAUUCUGUUAGUCCAGAUCUCAUCCUAUCUGUUGUGCUACCAUGCUUUUGUCUAUAAAUGUAUGAAGUUCUUUGUCAGUAAAAAGUUGAAUACACAUACUCAUA